Molecule: messenger RNA, 959 nt
Organism: Engraulis encrasicolus (European anchovy)
Lineage: Eukaryota; Metazoa; Chordata; Actinopteri; Clupeiformes; Engraulidae
Product: retinal cone rhodopsin-sensitive cGMP 3',5'-cyclic phosphodiesterase subunit gamma-like
Exons: 3
Coding region: 1-213 (70 amino acids)
Biological process (GO): positive regulation of G protein-coupled receptor signaling pathway; visual perception; positive regulation of epidermal growth factor receptor signaling pathway
Cellular component (GO): photoreceptor outer segment membrane
Molecular function (GO): 3',5'-cyclic-nucleotide phosphodiesterase activity; cGMP binding
Source: RefSeq, a predicted model, not a curated record
AUGGCAGACGGAGAGAAGAAGUCCGGACCCCCCAAGUUCAAGCAGAGGGCGGCCCGCGUCUUCAAGAGCAAGGCCCCCAAGCCUGGACAGAAGGGGUUUGGCGAUGACAUUCCUGGCAUGGAGGGACUUGGAACUGACUUCACGGUGGUCUGCCCAUGGGAGGCCUUUGGAGACAUGGAGCUGAGCGACCUGGCUAAAUACGGAAUUGUGUAGUCUUCCUUGUCUUCCACACUCCCUCCCUUCUCCCCGUCCAUCCAUCUAUCCCUUUUUUCCAAAAUCUACCUCCUCUCUUCUGAGGCCUGUCGCCUCAGCACUUGCCAUUCAUGAUGUCACAAUAACUACUCAUCUGUAGCUGUCCAGUCACCACCUCCCGAGUAGAAGGCAAGCAAAACUCUGGAGGAAUGACGUCAUGUGCGAUUCCAGCGUGACUAGUGCAACAACAAGGUUCCAGCUUUCAGCCGUAAAAUGAAUUCAUCUUUGAGCUGAUAUCACUCAAACAUGUUCUGCAUUGAACACUGCAAGGGACAUUCCGGCAAACUUGCAUGCAAUCCUUUGUCUUCACCUGUAGUGAUCAUAAUGGUGUGUUGAGCAUCACCUUAUGGCGUGACACUGCACCUGCCACCUUGAUUAUUGAUCAAAUUGAUAAUUGAUGUGUGAAUAUAUGAAGAACACAAAGGACUACCCCGCCACAUCCCCCCUCCUCUCUCACCCGAACACCUUCCCAUCCAUCCAAAUCCCAACUCCCCUUUUGGCCUUGCUGUCAACCCUCGCCUUUUCUCCUUAAAGAAUAUUUAUAAUAUAUUGAUGUAUAUUCUUUAUAUAUGUGCAGUGCACAAAGGUAACUUGAUUUUUAUGAAUAAAUGAAUGUGUGUCUAGCAUGUGCUAUAUCCGCCAUACAGUAAAAUGCUGGGUGUCGAAGUAGACGGCUAGGCUACACAACAGUCAACAAGGGGUGUGAA